UCACUGCUGGGCCAAAAGCUCCAGCCGACCUCGCUGCUCUUGCCCCGCACUGGAGUUGCAGAGGUUGAAGCCAGGGAGGUCAGCACACGAGGGUCUUCCAGCUCCCGGCUCCUGCUGGGACGGCCGGACCUCCCUGCGCUGGCAGGGCCCGUGUCAACGCCCCGGCAGCGGGGCCGGGCCGGGCUCUAAUCCGGUUAGGGGGGAUUAGCACGCAGGUUUAAAGGCCAGAGCGGGGAAGGGGUGCGGGCGCGUCGGAGAGGAAGCGGCCGCCGCCGAGUAGCGGGGCAGCCCGGCCGGCAGCGUUGUAGACGAUGCCAGCCAUCAACAUCGAGGACCUGAGCGAGAAGGACAAACUGAAAAUGGAAGUGGAGCAGCUCCGGAAAGAAGUGAAGCUGGAAAGGCAGCCGGUGUCCAAGUGCUCCGAAGAGAUCAAGAACUACAUCGAGGAGCGGUCGGGAGAGGACCCGCUGGUGAAGGGGGUCCCCGAGGACAAAAACCCUUUCAAGGAGAAGGGAGGCUGUGUCAUCGCUUAGGAGAAGGAGCCCCGCGCCUGCCCCUGGAGCAGACAUUCCUCCCGUACCCGUAGGGAGUGACUAGCGUGUCCCCACCGCCGCCGGUCUGUGUCGAACGAGCACAGGAGCGGAUUUCUUUUUAUUUUCUAUUUCUCCUUACAAAAAUACAGAAACCCUCGCGAAAGCUGCCGAGCCCCGCGCCGGCCGCUGGCCAGGGCCGGCUGUGCCCCGCUCCCCGCUGUGGCCGGCCUCCGUCGCUGCGCGGGGCCCGCUCGCCACCCGCUUGUCGGUCGCUUCGUGGCUGUUCGUUGGCAUUAAAGAAAACCUGCCCGUAA
Messenger RNA from Camarhynchus parvulus, 847 nucleotides. RefSeq names its product guanine nucleotide-binding protein G(I)/G(S)/G(O) subunit gamma-11. Gene Ontology annotation, biological process: G protein-coupled receptor signaling pathway. The transcript has 3 exons. Gene Ontology annotation, molecular function: G-protein beta-subunit binding. NCBI's taxonomy places the organism in Eukaryota, Metazoa, Chordata, Aves, Passeriformes, Thraupidae. Gene Ontology annotation, cellular component: heterotrimeric G-protein complex. The record is from RefSeq and is a predicted model, not a curated record. The coding region runs from base 312 to 533 and encodes 73 amino acids.